AUGAGCACAGUUUCCAUUUCACCUACUCAUCAUGAUGUUUAUUUGGAUUCAAUACGACCAUCCAUUUCUUUUUAUCAACAUGCAAUUGAAUCUGAUCCUAAUGUUUCUAUAUCCAAAAACACUUAUUUUAUGGAUGGUGGUCAUCGGUUUAUUUCUGUACCGAUGUUGGGCAAUACAAAUACAAAGGCAGGUUCCGGUAUUUCACGAUUAUUUGAAGAAUGGUUGGCCAGUAAAUUAUAUAGUCAGCCAGUCUUAAUGGAUGAUCAACAACGUUUACCGAUUUUACAAGAUCAUGUCGAAUUGGUGGCUGAAGAUAUUCUAAACAAGAUGAAACAAUCCUCAUGGAAAGGCCUGGAUAAAAUCAUGAUCAAGGUACGGACUGGACAUGUAUAUACAUAUCAUUCAUGCGAUGGCCAACCUUUGAUCACUCAAGAUAUGGAAGAUCUUUUUCAACAAUUCCCUUUAUUCGUCGAAUUCUUUGUUUAUACCACUUCCUCUGAUGCUCCCUCUACUCAACUUUUACUCAUCGUGGAAAAUGUUACCAUCAAUCCUGGAAAUCCAUAUAAAUUGAUGGAAGCUUUUUAA
Molecule: messenger RNA, 585 nt
Organism: Halteromyces radiatus
Lineage: Eukaryota; Fungi; Mucoromycota; Mucoromycetes; Mucorales; Cunninghamellaceae
Exons: 2
Coding region: 1-585 (194 amino acids)
Source: RefSeq, a predicted model, not a curated record